AUGUCCAAUAGAAAUCAUUCGAAGGGUCUCAAAGGAAGUUUCAACGGUCAAGAGGCGUUUCGCGGUUUGCACUCCGAUUGGGUGACGAACGAGCUGCUGGCGUGCGCGAGACCGACGGACGCGAUGAUUGAGGAGGGGUUGGCGGAUAGAUUCGCGGAACGAGGCAUCAGGCUGAUCGUGAACCUGGAGGAAGCAGGGGAGCAUCCGUGGUGUGGGUCAGGGAUCACAGCAUCGGGAUUCUCCUACACUCCUGACAAGUUCAUCAAGGCUGGAGUCGGUUACCUGCAUGCACCAUGGAAGGACAUGGCAUGUCCGCCCUUCCCAACCAUGCUCUCCAUCGUGCAGAGCAUCUCCCUCGCCAUUGGCCGCCGCCACAAGGUGGUUGUUCACUGCCAUGCUGGCCUAGGAAGGACAGGCCUUGUCAUUGCAUGUUACUUGGUUGCAGCAAACUCCCUAGCAGCUGCUGAUGCUGUGGCUGUUGUGAGAGCAAUGAGGCCUGGAUCACUACAAACCAGGAAGCAGGAAGUCUACGUGGCUGAGUUCCAGGCAUUUGUACGUGGAGAUGCCGCCACUGGGUCACAAGAACAAGCCCCAUUGUUGGCUGGGCAAUACUCCCCUGAG
Molecule: messenger RNA, 621 nt
Organism: Closterium sp. NIES-65
Lineage: Eukaryota; Viridiplantae; Streptophyta; Zygnematophyceae; Desmidiales; Closteriaceae
Source: the annotation of a GenBank genome assembly